AGAGCCUUUACUUCUUCAUCUAGUACUCUUCGAAGGUUUCAUCAAUGGGGAAAGAAGGCCGGAGCUCGUGGCUUGCAGCAUUCAAAAGAGCCUUCAGAUUUUCUCCGACCAAAGAUGCUGAUACAGAUAAGGAAGAUAAGAAGAGAGAGAAGAAAAGAUGGAUAUUUCGCAAAUCUCCCGCCGGCGAACAUCCUCUGAGAACUUUAUUGGCGACGGCCGCCGUGCCGCAGGCUGCUGCCUUGACGGCAUCCGUUUCAGCUGAGCAGAGGCGGCGAGCCAUUGCCGUGGCUGUGGCUUCAGCAGCGACAGCAGAAGCGGCAGCGUCCGCCGCCAAGGCUGCUGCGGAGGUUGUUAGACUAACAAGCUCGAGUGCUUGUCUUGGUAAGAAGGACGCCGCCAUUGUCAUUCAAACAGCUUUUCGAGGAUAUCUGGCAAGGAGGGCAUUAAGAGCGCUGAAGGGGCUCGUAAAGCUUCAAGCUUUAGUGAGAGGGCACAACGUUAGGAAGCAGGCAAGCAUGACGCUACGAUGCAUGCAAGCUCUUAUCCGUGCUCAGGCGAGGAUGAGGGAUCAGCGUCUCAGACUCGCACAGGAAGCCGCAGCUAGCUAUGUUAGAACAGAGAGGAGAACAAAUGCAGUCGGAAGUAGCUUUUUCGAAGAUUGGAGAGAACGACGCCGGAAGCUUACAGUUGAAGAGAUUCGAGCUAUGAUGCUUUUGCAGAGCAGCAAGGAAGUGACUUUGAAGCGCGAGAAUAAAGCCUUCUCUCACGCUUUGAUCUCCCAACAGAUUUGGAGAGACAGAUCAGGGUUGGCAGAAUUCGAAGAAGAAGCGGGGCAGAGGGAUCGCCGGACAAGGAGAAGAGCUUCCACGGGUCAAAGGGAUCCUAUCAAGACACUAGAGGUCGAUACUGGAUCAAGACACCACCUAGCUUCUUUAUCUCCUUCGACUCCGUCGCCAUCGAGCGCUCGGAGUUUGCAGAUGAGGUCGGCGCCCAACUACAUGGCGGCGACGGAAUCAGCGAUUGCGAGGUUUCGGCCGCAGAGUGCACCGAGGCAGAGGCCAAUGACACCGGAGAGAGAAGCGGUGAGCUCGGCGGCAAGGAAGAAGCUACUGUUUGAUCCUUAUAAUGAAAAUGAUGGUUUGAGUGGGAGGUUGCAGAGUAGUCCGAGUUUUAAGGGAAUCAAAGGGUUGAGAGUGGCCUCGGAUCAGAAAUCGAAGGCGGCGUCGACAUGGUGUGAGCAGGAGAGCAGCGGCUGGGAGAAUUGCUCGUCGGUGGCCGCAGCAGGCGGUCGGAGAUGGCUCCGGUGAAAGAGAGAGACAGAAAGAGAAAGACAGAGGGAGUUGGAGGUCAGUAGUGAUGGAGAAUCUUUGCUUUUUUUUCCUGUCGUCGGAGGUGGAUGGGACAUCAUUCGGGGAGGAGUCACAUCCUUUUGAGAGAGAGAUCAUAGAACUUUAGUUUUAGUUUACAGUGUUUGUUUUUUCUGUUUUUUUAUUAAAUGAUUUGGCAUUUUGAAAGUUAUUUAAAGCGUUUU
Molecule: messenger RNA, 1531 nt
Organism: Dendrobium catenatum
Lineage: Eukaryota; Viridiplantae; Streptophyta; Magnoliopsida; Asparagales; Orchidaceae
Product: protein IQ-DOMAIN 1
Exons: 5
Coding region: 45-1307 (420 amino acids)
Molecular function (GO): protein binding
Source: RefSeq, a predicted model, not a curated record